AUUUAAAUGGUGUGAGCAAAGUGAACGUACACAAUUUUGAUUUUGUCAUUUUUGUGCGACAACAUAAACAAAUCAGAAAACAGAAACCGAUCGAAAUAUUCAAUUUGCAAAUUUGAAUUCAAUUUUAUCGACAAAAUGGUUCUCGUUCCCAUAAACAUCGUGGACGACUCGACUGAAAAUAAGAAAACAAUAGCCCCGGCAUACGAUCCCCAAGCUCCCAUCACUAGACGCGGAGUGCUGCCAUCAUUUUGUAAUCCCGGACGAACGGUUGAAAUUCGGGAUGAAGACUUGCUCGGACGGUGUCGUUUAGUCACGGAAUUCGAAAAACUGAAUCGAAUCGGCGAAGGGACGUAUGGGAUUGUUUAUCGUGCCAGGGACACAUCAAACAACGAAAUCGUAGCCCUUAAAAAAGUCAGAAUGGACCAGGAAAAAGACGGCCUGCCGGUGUCUGGACUUCGUGAAAUUCACAUCCUGAUGAAGUGUUCACACGAAAACAUUGUCAGACUGAAGGAAGUGGUCGUGGGACGGAGUCUGGAAAGCAUAUUUCUGGCAAUGGAAUACUGUGAACAGGACCUUGCAUCACUGCUCGAUAAUAUGACCACACCGUUUUCCGAGUCGCAGGUGAAAUGCAUCGUUUUGCAAGUCCUCAAGGGGCUCAAGUACUUGCAUUCGAAUUUCAUUGUUCAUCGGGACUUGAAAGUAUCAAAUUUACUGCUCACAGAAAGAACGGGGGCCGUAAAAAUUGCUGAUUUCGGUUUGGCAAGAUAUUUCGGCGUUCCACCAAAGCCUAUGACUCCACAUGUGGUUACACUUUGGUACCGAGCUCCAGAAUUACUGCUCGGUUCAACCAGUCACAAUACUCCGAUUGAUAUGUGGGCCGUUGGAUGUAUACUGGGCGAACUGCUGGGGCACAAACCGCUGCUGCCAGGAACAUCAGAGAUUUCACAACUGGAGCUAAUCAUCGAUCUUUUAGGAACUCCAUCAGAAAACAUUUGGCCAGAAUUUUCCAAACUUCCGGCCAUGCAAAAUUUCUCCCUGAAACAACAACCGUACAACAAUCUGAAACCUCGAUUUUCGUGGCUCUCAGUUACUGGUCUACGUUUGCUAAAUUUCCUCUUCAUGUACGAUCCGAAGAAACGAGCGACGGCCGAGGAAUGCCUGCAAAGCAGCUAUUUCAAAGAGCCACCGUUACCGUGCGAUCCGAAAUUAAUGCCCACCUUUCCCCAUCAUCGCAAUUUGAAGACACAAACGUCAGCCAAUGCCCAGACAACAUCUACGGCUGAUAUGUCGAUUUCGGAUUUGCUCGGAUCGUUGGUUAAAAAGCGACGGGUUGAGUGACGCUGUUGAAAUGAAUUUUUGAUAAACGAAAGUGUUUGAGGAGCCAAUAUAAGAACGAAUGUCGUCAACAAUAAACGGAAUAAAAAUGUGGAGUCUGAGACGAAUGCCUUGCACAAGA
Molecule: messenger RNA, 1456 nt
Organism: Bradysia coprophila
Lineage: Eukaryota; Metazoa; Arthropoda; Insecta; Diptera; Sciaridae
Gene: Cdc2rk
Product: cyclin-dependent kinase 10
Biological process (GO): regulation of mitotic cell cycle; protein phosphorylation
Cellular component (GO): nucleus
Molecular function (GO): ATP binding; cyclin-dependent protein serine/threonine kinase activity
Source: RefSeq, a predicted model, not a curated record